UCACGUGAUUCGCAGAAGGGGGGAGUAAAUGUGAGAUGUGUUCUGAGCCGAGUUGCAGUCCUAUGCCUGCAUUCCUCACAUCAAGGAUUUCGCUUGCAAGAAUAUAGGCCUAUAUAUCAUAAAUAAUAACACGGACACCGAGUGGAAUACAGCUCCCUUCGUUUUAUUUCCAAAGGAUUUUAACUCCGGAAGAACUACCCUGGACUGACCAAGCGAAGUCGUCUGUCGAUCUACAUUUUCUGGGAAUAUAGCUGAAUUGAGAGCAUACAAAUGAGGUAGAGAAAAUAAAUAGCCUAGAUACGUCGUUUUAUCCGCUUUAAACGAGGAAAACAAGAUGGCUGAUGACAGCAAGCGACAACAAGGUUAAAACGACAUCGUCCCCUUUAAGAACUAGAAAGCCUGCUUUGAUAUAUACACAUUUUAAGCUCCCCAGCUGAAGAGAGUACAUGCAUGACAUUACGUUGCUGGCUAUUGUUAAUUGAAAACGAUUACAAAUCUCUUCAGUCCGGGGACCAGUGGACCGUCGACAUGGCAAGAAUUAGUGUUUCGGAAAUUUCUUACAUCGCAAAUGAGGGCAGAUAGUUAAGAGCGAAAUAAAGAUAGCGAGGUAAGGUGAGCGCGAUCUGCUUCAAGAGGGCGAAAAUAGAAAACUAGUAUCUAUACGAAACCCUUUUAACUCCAGAUUUACCCAUAGGAUCUAGUCUACGUGUGGUUUACGCCUGUAACGUUAGCCUAAUCCACUUUGUUCUUGUUUUCCCAAGUGACUUCCUUGUAUUUUCUCAAAUAUAAAAUAAAUAGGCUUUAUUUAAACCAUAGAACGCACUUUCAAGCAUAAGGUGUACGGCGAUGUAUUAACCAUUGUGAUAAGUAGAAGUGAGGGUAAAGGUUAAGAUGCCUUGAGAAAAACACAGAUUUAUUCGCGAUUUUAAGUGUUUUGUGGGUUACAAAGCAAUCUGCCCACUGAAAGCUAGCCCAUUAGGUACAGGAACGCAGUGAAGACCAAUCGUAUUCGGGAUCAGUCAGACGAAAGGUAUACUUUUAAAGUCACUUUUAUACGCUGGGAAGAUACCUUUACCCAGAAUGACGUCAGAGAUAAGGGAAUACAGGUUUUUAUAUCAAUAGAGUCUCUCGCCAUUAAUUUUUGAGAACUGACUAUGCAUUUUGUCAACUUAUAUACACUGGGUUUCUUCUAUCAUAGUAAGACAUCAGAACACUGGGGACUCAUCAGUAUUUUCCACAUAUAGCCAAGAAAAAUGAUGGCAUCGUGAUAAACGUCUCAGAAGACCUAGCUCUGAAAAAUAAUCACAUCCCAGUGUAGUCUUUUAGAAUUGAUUUUGUAUAGUACAGCGUGGCGACGAAUAUGUGACGAGAGACUGCUGGUACAAUUCCUUAAUAGAAUGGAAGGAACUGUAGCAGUUUGACAGAUGUGGCCAUUUUUUAUCACAACCUAGUCGCCAGAAUGCAAAUAAAGGGCAACGAAGUUGGUCAGGUUAGUAUACUUAGACGUUCAAGGCAUUACUAUAGCUUUUCAACCAAAUCGACGUACUAGCACUGCAAUAACAGAGACUACGCAAUUGGAUUGUAAAACCUGAUUCUAGCUCGCUCCUGCGGAAUUAGAUUGCUGUCAACUUUUUGUGAUAAGAGUGGAAGGGACGCCAGUCUGGUUGUUUAUGGAAUCAGUUGUUUACACAUACUUGUGUGUCUGUGUGGUUUCACAAGCCACAUACACUACCUUCGCGAUUUUUAGGAGAAACAUGCACAACUGAACCACUUCUUCCGAACAAGACAUUCAGAAGUGUUUCAAUAGGAGCUAGCCAAAUUGUUCUCUGUGACUCAACUCACCACUGAAUCCGCCAUCAUGGCGGAGAACUGGAAAAACUGCUUCGAGGAGGAACUUAUUUGUCCCAUCUGUUUGCAUGUAUUCGUGGAACCUAUACAGCUGCCUUGUAAACACAACUUUUGCCGGGGAUGCAUAAGUGAGGCCUGGGCCAAAGACACGGGUAUGGUGAGGUGCCCGGAAUGCAACCACGCCUACAAUCAGAAGCCAAAUCUGGAGAAAAACAUCAAACUGACGAACAUUGUGGAGAAGUUCAACGCACUUAAUGUUGACAAAACUCCAGCGAUACUUCAGUGUAUCCUAUGUCGGCGAGGACCGCCUCUUCCUGCACAGAAAGUUUGUCUCCGCUGCAACGCACCUUGCUGCCAGUCCCACGUCCAGACGCAUCUCCAACAGCCCUCUCCCAAUCCCGGGCAUUUGUUAGUUGAGGCCGAGGAUGUGCAGGCCUGGAGCUGCCCUCAACACGAUGAAUACAGACUCUACCACUGCGAGGUAGAACAGGUGGCCGUCUGCCAGUAUUGCUGCUUCUCCAGAUGCGCUCCCAACCAUGGACAUGCCGUAUGCGACGUGGAAGUUCGUCGCAAUGACAUACGGCAUGUUUUGCUGAAGCAACAGGACCGCAUCGAGGAGAGAGUGCAGGACAUUGAGGAGCAGCUCUACAAGUUGGAAUCUGACAAACGGCUAGUGGAGGACAAGGUGCAGCAGCUGAAGGAGGAGGUCCGGCUGCAGUACCAGAAGAUGCACCAGCUCCUGGAUGAGGACCUGACCAAGAGCCUGGAGGUGCUGGACAAGGCCAAGUCCAAGUUCGUGCAGGAGAACUCCAGCCAGUGCCUGCAGCUCACUGGCCGGCGCCAGGAGGCCAAGAAGCUGCUAAGCUCCGUGCAGACCGUCUUCGACAAGGCCGACGACAUCAACUUCAUGAAGAACACCAAACCUGUCAAGAUACUAAUGGACAGAACUCAGUCAUGCAUAGGCAAUAGCCUGCCCCCUCAUAAAGUUGGCCAUCUGAACUCCAAAAUCUUCCUCUCAGAGAUCUCCAAGAAGGAGAAAAACCUACGGAAAAUGCUGGAAGCUCCAUUCAGUGCCCCGAGCCACUUCCUGCAGUGUGUGUACCCCUGCAGCCUGAGCAGCUCCGGGUCGGAGAAGCGCAAGCACUCCACCGCCUUCCCUCCAGAGAGCUCGUCCGGGGCCACCGCCUUCCUGGCCGACUCAUCCUCUUCCUCCUCAACCUCGGGGCCCCUGAGUAAGCAGCAGUUCCUCGUCCAGAGUCCCAGUGGCGGAGGCGGCGGUGAGGGCCAGUCCUCCCAGCAGCCCCCAACCAUGCAGGGCCCCUGCGGGUCGGCCGCGGCUGCAGCGGCUGCCCAGCACUCAGCCUCUGUCUUCCCGCCCCCGCCACACCCCUACCCCCCGGCGGGCAGCUCCUCGCAGCAGCCCUUGCUGCCCCAGUACGGCGGCCGCAAGAUCCUCAUGUGCACCAUGGACAACUGCUACUGCUCCAGUGUGCCCUCCGUGUCCAGGCACCGUGCCCACCCGCCCUACCCACGCUCUGGCUCUUUCCCCUGGGCAGUGGGCUCGCAGGAGUACCCCCACGCCCUGCCCUCGGGGCCACCCAUGUCCCAGCCACUCCAGGGCCUGUCCAUGCGGGACUGGAUGGAUGCCUCGCAGACGCACAGACACCCCGACUUCUACGGCCUGUACGGCCAGUCAUCCGCCAAGCACUACGUCACAAGCUAACCCCUUAUCCUGCUCACUCGCCUGCGCACACACGCACACACACACACAUACAUACAUACAUACAUACACACAUGCAUACAUACAUACACACAUGCAUACAUACAUACAUACAUGCAUACACACACACACACACACACACAUAUACAUAUACACACACACACACUCUCUCCAGGGUCAGGACAUUAUAAGGGUUUAUUUGUUUUGUUGUUUUUGGUGUCUUGGUGUCUAGAGUUUGGGUUUAUUUUUGUUUCUGUUCCUAUUUCCUGAUCUUCUAAAACGGUGGGGAAUGGGGAAGUACACAAAUAGACGUGGAGAGAAAGCAAGCUUUGGCAAAAUUAGAGUUUUCCUUUUUCACUCUCCUCUAUUCUCCUUUUUUUUAUAUUUUACAGUCACUUGUCAGCGAAGAAGCAACCUAUCCAUUAGCACUUUCCCAUUGCCCCUGCAAGCUCGCAAUAAAGGGAAUAAAGAGAAAGCAAGAAAAAGAAGUGGAGGAGGAAGACUACGCCACGAGUCUCCACCUUCCUCCCCUCUCAAAUGACAAACAGAUUUGGUAUAACUGCAGGGGUGGCAGACAAGCCAGGAGUCACUUCCCCCUCUGUUUUCAUCCUCCCCUCUCUCUCUCUCUCUCUCUCUCCCUCUCCCUCCCAUCUCUGUUUCAAUUGGCCCUUUUUCUUACUCUAUUCCCAUCGCUGGCACCACGCCUCCCUCUCCGUGUUUACACUCUCUCCCCCAGCUGUAGUUAAUAAUAACUGGUUUGGCUCGGACGCGCGUGUUUUCGCUACCCUGCCCUCCUCUCCGAGCUCGCUGCCCUCUGGGUGGCCUGCCUGCCGUGGCGGCGGCACCUGGACCCUACCGAGCCGUAACCGAGGACGGAUGAUGGAACCGCGGACUAGCUGGAGUUCCUCACACACAUGCCUUUUACAUACCCAACUUAAAUGGAGGCUUUCAGUGGUUUUGUCAUGUUUACAAUUAUAUAUAAAUAUAUUAAGAAAAUCUAUGCGUAUAUAUAUUUUCCUUUGAGGAAAGGAGGGAAAGGAGUUUGUCUGUCUUAAUUUUGUUUUGGAAGGCAUGCCUUCGAGACACCAACCAUGUAAUCUGCACAGAUUUUAUUUCCUGUAUUUUUCACUUGGAGGCUCUCCAUGGACCUCCACCGUUGCGGCACUUGAGACCUGAGCUGGACUCCCACUUCCUGUGUCCAGUGAUGUCACUUCCUGCAUCCAAGCACACAUUACUGCAUGUUCACGCAGUAUCGGUCUGCAAAAGCAGCCGUGUGGUGCUGAAGCCACACUAACUGAAUGCAAAUAUCCUGUUUUAUAUUAGCCCAGUGACUGGUAGGACCAAUCAGAUGUCAGCUUCCACACUGCACAGUUCCUGUCACCAUAGAGAUUCUCUUCCUGUUGGUGACUGUGAGCAUGCAGGAUGGCCUUCACAUGCACUCAGAACCCAAGAGGCUAAAAAUGGGUUUGGACUGUGAACUAGUUGUUGGAAUUCUUUUUACUCAUGAAUUUUAUACAAGGAAAAGCUGUCUGGACUACGCAUUUUGUGCUAUGGAAAAAGUAAAAAAAAUCAGUGUGCUUCAAAAGAGUAUUAAAUGCUGGUUAACAGAAACAUAUACAAUCUUUUUUUGUAAAUAUUUUGUGCAACAGAAAUUGAAGCUCUGAUCAAAGUACAGUUUUAAUGAAUUGUGGUUCAACAAUAAAAGGCGAAACAUA
This is a messenger RNA of Alosa alosa (allis shad), 5283 nucleotides long. It is a transcript of the gene trim8a, whose product is annotated as tripartite motif containing 8a. The transcript has 6 exons. The coding region runs from base 1859 to 3571 and encodes 570 amino acids. The record is from RefSeq and is a predicted model, not a curated record. NCBI's taxonomy places the organism in Eukaryota, Metazoa, Chordata, Actinopteri, Clupeiformes, Clupeidae.